CUGGAAUGGUUACAUGCGCUCUUGGUCUGGCUUUUGCAAAGAGGAGUAGCCUACAAUGAAGGUUUGGAAAGAAGAGGGGAUUGUGUCUGGCUAAAGGAUCGUUAUUCCGAUAUCUUGUCAGCUUGAAUUAGUUUCAUUUGUUUAGUCAGAUUCCAGACUGGUAGCUGAACGAGUCGCCUACGCGCCACAGUCACGUUCAGUGGUUGGUUUGUUGUAGCCUGUAGUACUGUAUCAUGCGUAAAUAAGAAGCGUGAGAGACACAAGUCUUUAAACAUGGACACGAUUGGAGUAUCUUUUUUGGACCCGUUAGAUGAUUAUGAAUUAAUUCAUCGUAUUGGGUGUGGCACGUACGGAGAUGUGUUCAAGGCUCGUAACAUCAGGACCAGUGAAAUGACUGCCAUCAAAAUCGUGAAGCUAGACCCUGGCGAUGACAUCACAUCGAUCCAGCAAGAGAUCACCAUGAUGAAGGAAUGCAAGCACAAGAACAUUGUGGCCUAUUUUGGCAGCUAUCACAGAAAUACCAAGUUGUGGAUAUGUAUGGAGUACUGUGGAGGUGGAUCCCUCCAAGACAUCUACCAUGUGACCGGCCCACUGAAGGAGAAACAGAUAGCCUACGUCUGCAGAGAAACCCUCCAGGGCUUGUAUCACCUCCACGAGACAAGUAAAAUGCAUAGAGACAUAAAGGGAGCUAACAUACUUCUCACUGAACGUGGAGACGUCAAACUGGCGGAUUUCGGAGUGGCAGCAGAGAUCAGUGCUUCAGUGGCCAAGAGGAAGUCUUUUAUCGGAACUCCCUACUGGAUGGCCCCAGAGGUGGCGGCGGUAGAGAAGAAGGGCGGGUACAACCAUUUGUGUGACAUCUGGGCCGUGGGCAUCACAGCCAUGGAGCUGGCCGAGCUGCAGCCGCCCAUGUUUGACCUUCACCCCAUGCGAGCCCUGAUGUUGAUGUCCAAAAGCAGCUUUCAGCCUCCCAGGCUCAAGGACAAAACAAAGUGGUCUGCGGGAUUCCAGAGCUUCGUGAAGAUGGCUCUUAUUAAGAACCCCCGCAAGAGGCCUUCAGCAGAGACUCUUCUACAGCAUCCGUUUGUGACCCAGCUGUUGACACGCAACCUGGCGAUAGAGCUGCUGGACAUGGCCAACAACCCCGACCUUCACUCCUCUCACAGCAUGGUGGACAGCGAGCUGGAGAUAGGGGACGCCGCCCCGGACAAGAUCCAGUCAGCUGGGAAACACUUGCCAGUGGAGAGGACCCUCUCUGAGGAGCAGUUUGACCAAGUGAAGUUUGGUCCUCCAUUAAGGAAGGUCACAGAGCCCUACCCAGAGAUGCAGAGUUCCUAUGACGACGAUUGGAGCCUCUCAGGAGACGAAGAUGAAUCCCCGAGCCUGUUGGAAUGUGUGGAGCAAGCUCUCCAGCUGAGGAGUUUAACCAUCAAAAGAGCGCCAUCUAUUGAUGGCGAUAAAGGAGGAAGAAAGAGUGGUCUGUUCAGCCCCACCACCGCCUCCCUGCCCGUGUUUGGUUCUUUCCCUCCCAACAUGGAGGACAAGGACCUGACCCUUCGACCUAGCGCCACCCUGGGAGCAGACUCCACCCUCACCCCCGACUCCUCCUCAGGCCUGGCCAGGUGUUCAGCCACUCAGGACAUCCGGCAGUGGUGCAGUGACCCCUGUGUCCCUGAGGGGGAGGGCUCACUGGCUGAGAAGAAGUCUGGGGGCGUUACCCCUCCCAAGAGGGACACACCCCUCUCACCUGAGUGGAGCACCCUGAGGAAGAAGAGGGAGGAGUCUAGAGCUGAUUGUCAUGGACUCCCUCCUACCCCUCAAGUCCAUAUGGGAGCCUGCUUCUCCAAAGUCUUUAACGGGUGCCCCCUUAAGAUCCACUGUGCUGUCGCCUGGAUACUGCCUAAGACAAGAGAUCAGUAUCUCAUUCUGGGGGCAGAGGAAGGAGUUUAUACUCUCAACCUCAAUGAGCUUCAUGAGGACACUCUAGAGAAGUUGCUCCCUCAAAGAUGCACCUGGCUUUAUGUCAUGAAUAACGUCUUGAUGUCUGUAUCAGGAAAGUCGUCCCAGCUGUACUCUCACAGUCUACCAGCUUUGUUUGAACAAAGAGGCCACCUGCAGAAGAGUCACCUGUCCCUGGGCACCAACCGCCUCACGGACAGGAUCAAUCCCAGAAAGUAUGCUGUAUUUGGGAAGAUACCAGACACCAAAGGCUGUCGAAGGUGUAGUGUGGCACGGAACCCAUACACAGACAGCACCUUUCUGUGUGGGGCUGUGCCAUCAGGAUUGGUCCUACUGUUGUGGUAUGAGCCCUUACAGAAGUUCAUGCAGCUCAAGCAUAUUGCAAUUAGCCUCCCAGAAUCCCUGCCUAUCUUUGAACUCCUGGUCUUAGUGACAGAUGAGUUUCCACAGCUGUGCGUAGGGGUAAGAGACUGUACCAUCGGCAAGGGGGAGUCGGUAACAAACCAGAAGCUGAAGUUUGAAAUUGUAGAGUUGAACGGCACACCUAACUCUCCUCCAGACCAUGGGCCUGUUGGAGCAGUGCAAGUUACGCAGCUAGACAGAGAUACAGUCCUCAUUGCAUUAGAAAAAACUGUGAAGAUUGUCAACCUACAAGGGCUUCCAUCGAAGGAGUUGGCUUCUGAAAUGUUCUUUGACUUCCCAAUUGAAACACUUGUGUGUUUACAGGAUAGUGUCCUCGCCUUCUGGAAACAUGGUCUCAAAGGGCGUAGUCUUCCUUCAAAUGAGGUCACGCAGGAGAUCACAGAUGAAACGCGCGUGUUUCGGGUCUUGGGGACAAACAGAGAUAUUGUCCUACAGAGUACCCCAACAGACGACCCCUUGGCCUCGAGCAACCUGUAUAUCCUGACUGGCCACGAAAGCAGUUACUGAAAACAAGAAGAUGGGAAAAGAGGAGUAAGAGAAAGACAAGAAGAUGGAGGAAAAGAAAAGUGAGUGGAUGAACAACAGAUGGAAGCAGCUUAUUCUGCUUAACCUACGUGACAGGAUCCAUUGUUUCAGGUUGUUUCCCUGCCAUCUCUGUGAAGUGAAGAAGAUGAAGGAGAGAGACAAAGGAUAGAAAGAACGUACUGUCAUGUGACUGUUAUGGCUUCACCACAACCUGAACUCACUAACCCCUCUACCUGCAAACAGGAAACAGACUCUGGAAUAUAGCACAGAGGGAAAUGUACUGUGCUGUGUCAGUAAAGACUUGUUGAGAAUCCCUAUGAAGACUUAUAACUCUUAAAGCGCACAUGCUACUUUAACUUAUACUGCAUCAACCUACAUUGUCUCCCCUGCUGGUAGUUGGCAGUUGAGAUCAACUUAGUGAUGAUACCUGGUCUAAACUUUUGACUGUUUCCAUAUAACAACACACUUGUUAUAUAACAUAUAACAAGAAGUGGACACUGUCUGUGAACUAACAUGUAGAUGCUUCUCAACCCAGUAAUGUGGGGAUGCCAUUGGUGGCUCUAGCUCUGCUGUUAUUAAAAUGUAUUGUCACAUGCUUAAUGUGCCAUAUUGUUGGAGUGCUAAUAUAUGCUAAUAUUGAGCUAUUUCUGAAAUUGAAAGAGCACAUCAUUUGAAUAGUAUAAUGAUUCCUAUAGUUUAUAAUACUGGUUUGCUUUUCUUUUGUUUUGGUCGAGUGAUUUAACAUGGGAGGGAUGGGCUAUCAUGUAACACUCAUCACCCCUGAAAGAUACUUGAAAGAAAUAUGCAAUAUGCGUAUUGGAUUUUUUAUUCAGGGUAAGCACAUGAUGUGGGAAUGUAUUGGAGAGUUUUAAGUAUGUACAUUGUCAUGUCACUUGCUAUAUAAUUGAAUAGAAAAAGGUGAAAAUAAACAUUUACAUUUUG
Osmerus eperlanus (European smelt) is the source of this 3849-nucleotide messenger RNA. RefSeq names its product mitogen-activated protein kinase kinase kinase kinase 2 (gene map4k2). The record is from RefSeq and is a predicted model, not a curated record. Gene Ontology annotation, biological process: intracellular signal transduction; protein phosphorylation. NCBI's taxonomy places the organism in Eukaryota, Metazoa, Chordata, Actinopteri, Osmeriformes, Osmeridae. Gene Ontology annotation, cellular component: cytoplasm. Gene Ontology annotation, molecular function: MAP kinase kinase kinase kinase activity; ATP binding. The coding region runs from base 274 to 2889 and encodes 871 amino acids. The transcript is spliced from 32 exons.